GAACCCUACAUCGCCUACGGCAGCACCGAAGACCUCUUCCUCGAAUGCUCCCGCCAAUGCUCCUACACCAUCCCCUCAGCCCUAGAAACACCCCCAGGCAAACCACCUCAAAACGCCGCCGGCGACCACCUCGGCGAAGGUUCCGGCUGGUGGCUCACUCCCAAAUCCAAAGGCGGAUUGGGACUAGAAGUAACCUUCAAUUCCUGGGCCCAAGUCCUCUACCUCCACAUGUGGCUCCUCACCGUACGCCUGCGGUGUUUCCCCGAAAAAUACGUAAAAGACUGGCAUCAAAACCUCAUCGAUCAUUUCUUCUACGCGGCAGAAGAUCGUAUGGCGACGUGGCACGGCAUGGCAGCACGAGGGGUUCGGAAUAAGAAUUUGAAGGAUUUGUGGACGCAGUGGAGGGGUGUGCAAUUGGCGUAUGAUGAGGGAUUGAUUAAAGGGGAUGCGGUCAUGGCGACGGCGGUGUGGAGGAAUGUUUUCAAAGCGGAUCCGAAUGUGGAUUUUCGGGAUUUGGCGCGCGUGACGGCGUAUGUUUAUCGGGAGUUGGAGAGGUUGGGACGGGUGGGUGAUGAGGCUUUGACGGAGGGG
Messenger RNA from Pseudocercospora fijiensis CIRAD86, 591 nucleotides. RefSeq lists its product as uncharacterized. Gene Ontology annotation, biological process: mitochondrial respiratory chain complex III assembly. The transcript has a single exon. NCBI's taxonomy places the organism in Eukaryota, Fungi, Ascomycota, Dothideomycetes, Mycosphaerellales, Mycosphaerellaceae. The annotation marks the transcript as partial. The record is from RefSeq and is a predicted model, not a curated record. Gene Ontology annotation, cellular component: mitochondrion.